AAGUUUCUCCGCAGUCCACAACGACCACAACAACAACAUGACGCAGAGCGUGGUGCUGCAGAUUGGGCAGUGUGGGAACCAGGUUGGAAGGCAGUUCUGGGAGCGGGCGUUGAAGGAGCAUGCGGAGUACAACGAGGAUGGGACGUUUGACGAGAGCCUGAACACUUUCUUUCGCAACGUGGACACGCGCUUCACCCCUGCGCGCGACCUGCCACUGAAACGGGGCGCGCAGAUCGCUUCGCUCCGCGCACGCGCAGUGCUCAUCGACAUGGAGGAGGGCGUGGUGAACGAGGUCCUCUCAGGCCCACUGGCAGACGUCUUUGACACGCACCAAACGGUCACCAACGUUAGCGGAUCCGGGAACAACUGGGCCGUGGGCUACUUCACAUAUGGCCAGACACACAAGGAGCAGAUCUCCGACACUGUGCGAAUCGCAGUGGAGCAGUGUGACUGCCUGCAAUCCUUCAUCCUCCUUCACAGCAUGGGUGGAGGCACGGGCUCUGGCUUGGGAACUUACGUCCUUGAGCUCUUGCACGAUGAAUAUCCUUCAGUCUACCGCUUCGUCACCGCCGUCUACCCUUCAAAGGAUGACGAUGUUAUCACAUCUCCGUACAAUAGCGUACUGGCCAUGCACCAGCUGCAGCAGCACGCUGACUGCGUCAUUCCAGUUGAGAACCAGGCAUUACAAGACAUUGUUGAAGUCGUCGACCACCAAACUAAAGGCCGGUUGAAACGCAACAGUGCGGUCACUGGACCUGAUACGAAGAAAUCAAAGCCCUGGGAUCGCAUGAACAGCAUUGUUGCAAACACGCUGUUGAACAUGACAAGCAGCUCCCGCUUUGCUGGGUCCCUUAAUGUCGACGUCAACGAGAUCACCACCAACCUGGUGCCGUUCCCCGGCAUGCACUUCCUCACCUGCAGCCUGAGCCCCCUGUAUGACUUGGCGGAUGUGCGCGUGCCCCCGCGUCGUCUCGAUCAGAUGUUCUCAGACGCGUUUGACCCGUCCUUCCAGCUGGCAAAGUGCCACCCGCGCAAGGGCAUCCUCACGGCGUGUGCGCUGAUGGUGCGCGGGAACGUGGAAGUGUCUGACAUCCGCCGCAACAUCGACCGCGUGAAAUCAAAGCUCCACUUUGUCAAGUGGAACCAGGAGGGGUGGAAGACGGGUCUGUGUGCGCAGCCACCCGUUGGGCAGCGCCACGCCCUCCUGUGCAUGGCAAACAACACGUGCCUGCACGAAACCUUCUCCAACGUGCGCUCACGCUUCCUCCAGCUGUAUCGCAAGCGGGCAUUUCGACACCACUACACGACACACGGCAUGGACGAGGAUCGGUUUACCGCCGCGCUCGCCUCGCUUGACCAUCUGCUUUCGCUUUACAGUGAUGUGGAGGCCACCAGCGACUCGGAGCCACAGCAGCUACCAGAUAUCGAUGUGUUGUAGGACACUCGGUGCAGCUUGGUCGUACUCAGGGCUUGCG
Salpingoeca rosetta is the source of this 1475-nucleotide messenger RNA. Its product is annotated as tubulin. The record is from RefSeq and is a predicted model, not a curated record. Gene Ontology annotation, biological process: mitotic cell cycle; microtubule cytoskeleton organization. The coding region runs from base 38 to 1438 and encodes 466 amino acids. Gene Ontology annotation, cellular component: microtubule; cytoplasm. Gene Ontology annotation, molecular function: GTP binding; structural constituent of cytoskeleton. Lineage: Eukaryota; Choanoflagellata; Craspedida; Salpingoecidae. The transcript has 3 exons.